AUGAGCUCGGAAAAUUCAAUUAUCACCGAAGGUUUAACUCCUUCCCUUGAUGUUCCAUCCUCUUCGACCAGUAGAACUUCUCGGAGUCCUAGUCCCUCUUCCUCCAUUGUUUCACUGAAUGAGAACAAAGUCCUCAAGAGACUUGCCGAUCAACUAUCCAACAUAUUCUACGAAGGCAAUCAAAGCGGCCAAGAGGAUAGCGAGGUGGAGAGAAACAUCAUCAAUCACAUCCACAAAUCUCAUUUUGAACCCGUUCAGGUAUUUCGGUGGCUAUCGAAGAACAAGGAUACGUUUCAAUAUCAAAGUCUCCUCGGUUAUUUCUAUGGUCAUGAGAUUGGUGUGGAGGUGGAUAAAAGGAAGGCUUACACGUUCUUUUUAAAUGCUGCAAAGAAGAAUGAUAAUCUGGCACAAUAUUUUGUGGGUGCAAGCUACUUGGAAGGCAGCGGAGCGAAACAAGACUAUGAGUUGGCUUUUCGUUGGUUUGAGAAAGCGGCCAACGGUGGAUGUUCGAAUGGAUUGUGUGCAUUAGGAUACUGUUAUUUGAAUGGUUAUGGGGUGUUCAAAGAUGAGCUGAAAGGUGUGACAUUCUAUAAGAAGGCGAUUGAAGCAGGGAAUAACUAUGCCAUGAAUAGGCUUGGUUACUGUUAUCAAUACGGCAAAGGGACGAAGCGAGACUCAAGGAAGGCCUUCGAGAUGUAUCUAAAGUCCGCUGAGAAAGGUUGUGACUCUGGUGCGCAUGAUGUUGCGGAAUGUUACAGAAAGGGUAUUGGGACCGAGGUAAAUUUAGAACAAGCCGAAUACUGGGAAGAAAAAUAUCGAGCAAGCUUGAUUUACGUAAGUCUCACGUAUUUCACAAGUUCAACCUCGUGA
Molecule: messenger RNA, 870 nt
Organism: Acaulospora colombiana
Lineage: Eukaryota; Fungi; Glomeromycota; Glomeromycetes; Diversisporales; Acaulosporaceae
Source: the annotation of a GenBank genome assembly